CAGAGAGGGAGAGCGAAAGAGGUGGGCGACCGAACGAACGGUUUAGAGCCCUUGAAAAAGUGGAAUCGAAUGGGCCAGUCUUCGGCCUCACCGUCCGUUUACUGUUAGGGUUGAACUGCAAUAAAGUAUUCUACAUUUCGGAAGGAGAACGCUUUUGUGUCAGUACGAGGGAACGAUGAAAAUGGCUUCGUUCGACCGCAAGCUCGUCGCUCUACUGUUAGUCUGUUCCAGCGUCGGUAUUCUUGGAGCAGUGGGCGAAGUUUUCACGGCGCUGGUGGAACUUGAAAACUUGCUCCUCACCGAAGGGGCAAUAUUGAACACAUUACAGAAAUAUUUAGCUGAUGAGGAGAGCAGGCUAGAACAAAUUAGGAGGUUUAGGGAGGAAUUCAAGAAGUUCCACACCGCUGCAAACGACGCAGAUGAUUUCAUGUCAAAUCCAGUGAAUGCGUUCUUGCUCGUCAAAAAGCUUACAGCCGACUGGAAGGCAGCCUCAAAGCUCAUGUCGAGUGCCCAAGGAAAAGAACUGGUUGAAAACAUAACACAAACCACAGAUCUACGAUUCCCCGACGAAGAAGACUUGACAGGAGCCGCAGUGGCUCUACUGCGUUUGCAGGAUACGUACAGGCUCGAUACUGCCAGUCUUGCUAAGGGCCACAUUCGGGGUGCAAAACCGUCACCGGAAUUGACAGCCGGGGACUGCUUUGAAUUGGGGCGGCAGUCGUACAACAAUGAGGACCACUAUCACACAGUGCUGUGGAUGCAAGAGGCUCUAGAAAGGGUGGAAGAGGAAGUAAAUAAAACGGUAGAUAAAGCUGAGGUCCUCGAAUACUUAGCCUUUUCGACUUACCAGCAAGGCAACACCAGGCAUGCAUUGAAGCUGACGCUCGACCUGCUGGCUGCCGCACCUGACCAUCCCCGUGGUCGAGGGAAUAUAAAGUACUAUGAAGACAUUCUUGCAAAAGAAGAAACUCAUAAACGUGGUGAUGACGGUGAUGUUCCGGUGGAUCACAGCAUGUCGGCAAGAAGCCGCCAUGGCGUCCUCGAUGAUUCUGAACGAGGAAUCUACGAAAGGCUGUGCCGUGGUGAACAGUUCCCACACUUGUACAAAGAUUGGCAGAUGACAUGCCAAUAUGUGACAAAUGGCAACCCAUACCUGCUCUUGCAACCCGUAAAAGAGGAGGUCAUGUUUCCUAAGCCUCGCAUUGUCGUCUACCACGACGUACUUUCCGACAGCGAGAUGGAAGUUGUCAAGAAUUUAGCCCAGCCCAGGUUAAGGAGAGCUACGGUACAGAACUACAAGUCUGGUGAACUGGAAGUAGCUAAUUACAGAAUUAGCAAAAGUGCGUGGCUCAAGAACAGUGAACAUGAAGUUGUAGCACGGAUAACCCGAAGGGUGGAAGAUGUCACUGGACUGACAGCCACAACAGCUGAAGAGCUGCAGGUGGUCAACUAUGGCAUUGGUGGUCACUACGAGCCACACUUUGACUUUGCCAGGAGAGAGGAGACAAAUGCCUUCAGGAGCCUCGGCACAGGAAACAGAAUCGCGACGUGGCUCAAUUACAAAGGGAAGAAAAAUGCCUUUCACCAUUUGUCAAAUGGGAACAGAGUUGCAACAUGGCUUAACUACAUGAGCGACGUCUGGGCUGGUGGCGCCACGGUCUUCCCACAGCUGAGGAUUGCGCUGUGGCCAGAAAAGGGAGCUGCGGCGUUCUGGCACAACCUGCAUCGGAGCGGUGACGGGGACGUGCUGACACGGCAUGCUGCCUGCCCUGUCCUCGCCGGCUCUAAAUGGGUCUCAAACAAAUGGUUCCACGAGGCAGGCCAAGAAUUCUUGAGGCCAUGUGGCCUUCGUAUCAACGACUGAUAAAAGCGCCGGCAACCCGGGCAGGGGACAACGAAAAAGGCGGUCAUGCCAACGAGUUCCAGGCAGCUGUACUCCUGGCACAGGGUUGACAGGACACCACGUCCGUUGCUAUCUUUUGCGACCGCCGAAAGUGGAGCUUUUCCUCCGACGUUUUUUUAGAUAGGAUUUCCUAUUUUUAUAUUGUACAUGCAAACAGUCUAGUCACAUUUACACUUAAUAUGUGCGGUCUCGUUAGCCUAGAAUGGACCACACCAAGUGUAUGUGACAAAUUGUCCACCCGGUCAUACCUAAGAACAUGUUUUUUUUUUUCACGCAUCUUACACUUUCCUUUUUUUUAGAAGCAUUAUGUAUUUACCACUGUUUUGCUAUCAUAUGUGGUUUGACCUUUAAUACCAAAGCGCAAGGCAGCUCUAAUAGCUUUUUAUCACUCAUAUUUGUACCUGUUCCUUUGUGAAAUAUUGCGCUACUAUUGCAAUGGCUGAAUUCACAAUUAUUUUGCGAAAGCUGCUGAUGCACUGUCAGCAGAAAUGCUUUAUAAAUUGUCCCAAACUGGGAGAAGACUCACGCUCAAUACAUCUUUGCUGUUCUUGAACACAAAUGAUAGCACAUAUGCAUUGUUACUGUUGCCAUUGCCUAGAAGUCUUUUUUUUUUUUAUGUUAUGUGAGUGUUUACAUGUAUACUAUUGUAUAAUCUGGUCACAAACCUGUUCUUUUGAGGUUCCUUUUACUGUUAUAAAUGGUAGUAUAUAUAUGUCGUAUUUUGUAGAGUGGUAGCAGUGGAUCAUCUCUAAAAUCAAAGUAACCUGUUCAUGCAUACCUUGUUAGCAGUUUCACCUUUUGAACUGAAACCAAUAAUUCGCCAAGCCAUGUGAAGAAGCUGCUAGACCAUGCUUUUGAAGAUGAUAUUUUUGGGGAUCUACGUCUUGUCUCGGGGGAAAACGUCAUUUUUGGAUAAAUGUUUUCAGUGGGGGAACCCCAGCUGUGUAUGAAACGCCAUAAAUAAGUGACGACUUAUUAGCAAAGCAAGGACACGGAUAAAGUUGAAAGCAAUUGCCACGUGUGAAGAUAAGCAUGAGGCUAAAUGUGUAAAACAAGGUUAAAACGUGUCAGUGAAGUAGUCAUUUCUGUGUUGUUGUUGUUGUUUUUUUCACGCAAAUCCAGCUGAUAAGAUAAGCAGCACUAGCAAAAAGUAUACGCGCAAUAAUCGCAAUGACCCAUCCACUAGAGUUAUACAAGCGGGAACAAAUGCUCAGAGAGUUUUGCAAUAAGUUGUCAAACAUUGUGCCAUGUUUUUUGUUUUACCCGCAUUCAACUGCUAUUGCGAAUCUCAUUUAUUGUAAAUGCUUUUACAGCAAUAAACAUAACUUUUCCUUUCAA
Ornithodoros turicata is the source of this 3241-nucleotide messenger RNA. It is a transcript of the gene PH4alphaEFB, whose product is annotated as prolyl 4-hydroxylase subunit alpha-1-like. Gene Ontology annotation, cellular component: endoplasmic reticulum. The record is from RefSeq and is a predicted model, not a curated record. The transcript has 15 exons. The coding region runs from base 176 to 1864 and encodes 562 amino acids. Gene Ontology annotation, biological process: peptidyl-proline hydroxylation to 4-hydroxy-L-proline. NCBI's taxonomy places the organism in Eukaryota, Metazoa, Arthropoda, Arachnida, Ixodida, Argasidae. Gene Ontology annotation, molecular function: protein binding; L-ascorbic acid binding; iron ion binding.